UGCAGCGUUAACGACCUGUCGAGGAAUAAACAUGGGCAGCUCUAGCAAUGAAACACUGCCACCAAUGACUUCAGCAGAUCGGUUUGAAGAUAUUAAAUCUUCAGAGCAGCAACGACUGCUGCCGACGGUGAUUUUCCUUAGUCUGAUCAUCGGUAUUGGACUAGUGGGGAACAUCUUGGUCUUGUACGUUUUCGGAACUAAAAUAAAACGUUCGAACUCGCAAAUCUUCAUCUUCGUCGUUGCCGCCGUUGAUUUGUUCUCGUGUUGUAUCGCGAUACCGUACGAGAUCACGUUGCUUAUGCAGCAGUUCAUGAUUCAGAACUUGUGGAUGUGCAAAGGGUCGAGGUUUAUCAACGCGCUCGGCACGUGCACGACUUCUUUAAUUUUGGUAUUUAUCGCUGUGGACCGAUUCCGGAAAGUUUGUAGACCGUUCCAAAAUCAAAUAACGUACCGUAUGGCGAAAGUGUUCUGUACAUUGUCGGUGGUAUUUGGAAUCUUAGUGGCGCUUCCAGCGUUAUUUUUGUACGGAAAUACAACGUAUGAGAUAAAGCAGCAAAAUUUAGAAGAUGCGGUGUUACAAUCCGAAUGUUUAAUCGCCGAUAAAAUGGAUACCUCUUUAUUAAAAGUUUACAACACAGCAAUGUUGAGUGGUUUGUUCCUUAUUGGAAUUGUGACAAUGUCUGUUUUGUAUUGUCUAAUCGGCUUCAAGAUAAGGAAACAAUCGAAACUGGUUGGACUUAUGUCCGCGAGCGGUAUGUCGAAUCAUAUCAUGCCAGCGACUGGUGUGAAGAAUAGUGCCAGUAUCCAUGAACAAACAUCUCACGUGGACGUCGUUGUUCGUAAAAGCAACGAUAUAUUAAUGGAGGAUAGUAUCUGUAGACCUAGAGCAGAAAAUUGCGCUGAUUUUUCGUUGGUCAGUAAUGGGGAGUUUUCUUAUGCAAGUUAUAAAAAUGAAUAUCCUAUCGAUAAAUAUGUGUCUUACAAAAAUACAUCUGAUAAGCUUUCAGUUGUUAGAGAGAGUGGCGAUGAUACACAGGUUAACAAGAUCUCUAACGAAAUAAUUUAUAUCAAAGCAGAAUUUAAACCUGACAAUACAAUUGGGACCUCGCAAAAGAGAGUGUCGUCCAUAGACAGUCAUAAUAAAAUGGCUUCGUGUGGAUUGUUAAUCGACCUUACAGAUGUACCACAAACAGUUCAGUGUCGUAAGGAUGCAAGGGCGAGAAAAACUACUGUGAUUUUGUUUAUUAUCUCUUUUACCUUUAUUCUGAAUUACCUCCCGCGUGUGAUCCUAAUGGCAACUCGUGCUAUGAAAGGCGAAUUCGUUGAAGGGUUAAGCGACGAAGGACGAGCCGUGUACAUAUUCUUCUCGCGCUUCUAUUUUAUGAACUGCGCAAUUAAUCCUGCCAUAUACGGUCUCUGCGAUACCCGCUUUCGCAAGUCCUGUGCAGACCUCUUCAGUAGGUGCUGUUCUCGAAAAAAUACGUUCUCGCAAUGAGGUAAAUGGAAACCGAGCUAAACUAGUUAAUAACUUAUGAGUGUACUAAUGUUUGAAAUUACAAUUACGACACAAAAUAUUUGCUAAUGGACAGCGCUUGCAGCAUUGGACAAGUAUUUUAUUCGAAACUGGCGAUAUGAUGGCCAAAGUAAAUGAUUUGUGUUUAAGAAAUAAAGUGUAAAUGUUAA
Molecule: messenger RNA, 1683 nt
Organism: Dreissena polymorpha
Lineage: Eukaryota; Metazoa; Mollusca; Bivalvia; Myida; Dreissenidae
Product: muscarinic acetylcholine receptor M2-like
Exons: 1
Coding region: 32-1495 (487 amino acids)
Biological process (GO): G protein-coupled receptor signaling pathway
Cellular component (GO): membrane
Molecular function (GO): G protein-coupled receptor activity
Source: RefSeq, a predicted model, not a curated record